AUGCGUUCCGCAAGACAGACAGGUGGAAUCGUGAUCGGUGAACCCAGACCUGCACCAAAACCCAUAGAGGUUAUUGGAAAAGGUAAGAAGAUUGUAACUCAAGUUCCUGAAAAAGUAUCGGAGGCAACAUGCAUUUUUGACCUCAUCAUAGAUCAAGUCAAAGCCAUUACAGCUGAAAAAUUGGAGAUUUUUGAAUCAUGGUCCUUGGAGAGACUAUCGUCCAAGUACAAUGAUACUCUUACGAAUUCUGUGAUAACCCGAGAAUGGAAGAAGUGGGUAGCCAAUGAAAAGAAAGUUUUUAAAUGGGCUAGAACUUCAGAGGUAGCUGAGGCUUUGAAGAGAAAAGAUCUCGUUGAAGCUUGCAUGUCUGGAAAAGCCCUUUUUCCAAUUCUUGAAGCCAGAAAGGCUAAUUUCAAUCCUGUUGAGAAAGGAUCUGAAGUGGAAAUGAAAGUGUUGAAGAAGCUGAACGACAUCAUGGAUGGCUACGUCUCGGUGGUCACUCGAUACGUCCAUGGCGCCAAUUGCUCUGAAGAAGAAGAACUAAUUGUUCAAGAGCCUAAACAAGCCCUUGAAACAAAUGAAGAAGAAGUUCUUGUAGAAGAUGUGAUUGAGGAGGUUGAUCAAGCUCCUCUGGAAGAAGAUGUUGUAAUAACCUCUGUUGUGAGAACAAAGGAAGCUCAAGAGAAAGUGGCCGAGGUAACUCAGCUAGAAACUAUCAGAUCUGAGGGGGAACCCUCCAAAGAGAAGGUUGUUGAAGAAGAACGUUCCCCAUCUGAGGAGAAACGUGAUCAACACACAACUUAUAAAAAGCCCCGUCUAUUUCCCGAUACCAUUAUGAGAAAUGUUCACGAAAAUAUCAACAUUCCUCUUCAUUACUCUGGAAAUUUAUAUGAGAGAUUUCAGAGAGCUGAAGAAGAACUGUUAGAGGAAGAGAAGGAUGAAGCUGCUAAGAAAUGCAAAAAGUUUCAAACAAAGGAGAAUGCAAAGGCAAAUGUUGAAAAAGAACAACCUCGACCCGCUCAAGGCGAGUCAAGUAGAAGAAAUGAUGGUGUGUCAACCAGCACUAGAUCCAGACGAGCCCCAAGCAACGAUGAUAAACCUAGGCCAACCAAGAGAGGUGGAGGUCGAAGCGGUAAUGAUCGUGGAGGAAGAAACAGUGGUGGUGUCCAUAGUAGGCUAUCCAAUGUUGAUCAAGGAGGUCGUGCCAGUGGUAAUGAUCGUGGUGGUAGAUCAAGUGGAGGUGGUCGUGGUGGUCGCGGCUAUCCUCCUUAUCUCAACAUGCUUCACGGUCAAGACAUGAGCCCAACUGAUCCUCGAGUUAAAAGGUAA
Messenger RNA from Impatiens glandulifera, 1329 nucleotides. RefSeq names its product keratin, type II cytoskeletal 1-like. The coding region runs from base 1 to 1329 and encodes 442 amino acids. The transcript is spliced from 3 exons. NCBI's taxonomy places the organism in Eukaryota, Viridiplantae, Streptophyta, Magnoliopsida, Ericales, Balsaminaceae. The record is from RefSeq and is a predicted model, not a curated record.